This is a messenger RNA of Zea mays, 1701 nucleotides long. RefSeq names its product homeobox protein rough sheath 1. The record is from RefSeq and is a predicted model, not a curated record. The transcript is spliced from 6 exons. Gene Ontology annotation, biological process: regulation of DNA-templated transcription. Gene Ontology annotation, cellular component: nucleus. Gene Ontology annotation, molecular function: DNA-binding transcription factor activity, RNA polymerase II-specific; DNA binding. Bases 204 to 1286 code for a protein of 360 amino acids. Lineage: Eukaryota; Viridiplantae; Streptophyta; Magnoliopsida; Poales; Poaceae.
AGCCAGGGCCAGGCAGCCAUCCAAUCUUCACACAGGGGCAGAGGGCGGUCGCGCACACCUUUCCCUUCCCCCCUCUCGUUCCCCUCUCCUUCCCAUUAAUAUCUAGCCGCACCUUCCCUCUCUCACCUCCUCAUCCUCCUCCAACUGUGAGCGCCCCUCGCUCGCUAGGGUUCCAUCAUCCCGCCCGCUGUUCCUUUUCGUCCAUGGAUCAGAACUUCGGGAACCUCGGGACCGGAGCCGGGAGCAGCGGCGGGUGCGGGGGCUCCAACUCCAACUCCAAGGCGGUGGCGGCGGUGUCGUCCUCGUCCUUCCUGCAGCUGCCGCUGUCGACGGCGGCGGCGGCGUCCCCCGCGUACUACGGCGCGCCGCUCGCGCUCCUGCACCACGGCACCACCGCGGGCCCGUCGUCGUCGCAGCAGCAGCAGCACCAGUCGCCGUACGCCAAGCACGGCGCCGAGAUGUCGGCGGCGGAGGCCGACGCCAUAAAGGCCAAGAUCGUGGCGCACCCGCAGUACUCGGCGCUCCUCGCCGCCUACCUCGACUGCCAGAAAGUGGGCGCGCCGCCGGACCUGCUGGAGAGGCUGACGGCCAUGGCGGCGAAGCUGGACGCGCGCCCGCCGGGCCGCCACGGGCCGCGCGACCCGGAGCUGGACCAGUUCAUGGAGGCGUACUGCAACAUGCUCGUCAAGUACCGGGAGGAGCUGACCCGGCCGAUCGACGAGGCCAUGGAGUUCCUCAAGCGGGUGGAGGCGCAGCUCGACUCCAUCGCCGGCGGCGGCUCCUCCUCCUCCGCGCGCCUCUCGCUCGCCGAUGGUAAGUCAUCAGAAGGGGCCGGCUCUUCGGAAGACGACGACAUGGAUCCGAGCGGCCGCGAGAACGAGCCGCCGGAGAUCGACCCGCGCGCGGAGGACAAGGAGCUCAAGUACCAGCUCCUGAAGAAGUACAGCGGGUACCUGAGCAGCCUGAGGCAGGAGUUCUCCAAGAAGAAGAAGAAAGGGAAGCUGCCGAAGGAGGCCAGGCAGAAGCUCCUCCACUGGUGGGAGCUGCACUACAAGUGGCCGUACCCUUCGGAGACGGAGAAGAUCGCGCUGGCAGAGGCGACUGGCCUGGACCAGAAGCAGAUCAACAACUGGUUCAUCAACCAGCGGAAGCGGCACUGGAAGCCGUCGGAGGACAUGCCAUUCGUCAUGAUGGAAGGCUUCCACCCGCAGACCGCGGCCGCGCUGUACCUGGACGGCGGCGCGUUCAUGGCCGACGGCAUGACGACGUAUCGCCUCGGUUCAUGAACCGCCGUGGACAAUCCAAAACCACCGGGCGACCGUGUCGGAGUGUUUCUGCGUACCAGGAAGAUGCGAUGCGAGGGACGUUGUUAAUUAUGGGGGGGUUUUGCUGCCGGUUUCCGCGCUGAUCGCCACCAACCAAGGCGGGGUGCGGUCAGUGAUCUAGUGGCGCUCGAUCUAAGUUGUCUGUGGCUUCUGUAAUGUUGUUGUUGAUUUCGGCUUGUAAUCUAGCUAGGUAUUGUUUCGAACUUGAGUUGAAAGUCUGCAAGUAUCCUGCAGUGCAGUGCAGGCGAUUAAUUGGGCGAGCAUGCAGUCGCUUGCCUGUUUGUAUGAUUGAUUGCAUGGUUUGGAUCGGUGGAACAUGCAUGGUAAGGCGUGGCCUGUCUGAAUCAACAAAGAUGGCUUUGUCUUUUACGGUGAA